UCCACCAGAGACAAGCUGCGGAGCCGCGCCGCUGUACCUCCUAGCAUUUGUCAUUUCUUUAAAACACGGGCUCUGGUACGGCUGCGCUGAGAGCGCAUCACACGCGUCCGUAACAGCGGAGGCUCUGCUCUGCCUGCUUUUUUUCGCCAGGGAGUCGUGUUCGGAGAAAACGACUUAUUAUAUUGACGUCAAACGAAUGUGUGCAUGACUUUACCGCGCGCGCCGGCACGACAGAGGCGACGGAGGCUCCCGGUUCUGGCUGAAUGCGCACCAAAAUCCUCAGCAGACAAUUAACCUGAGACGCUGCCACCGGGCUCUUCAAUUAGCCGAGGCUGGGCGAAAUGACUGUAUUUUAAACUUUAAUGCACGACAGGCUUCUGGAAACUCGUUGUGAAUUCAAAAUUUAGUUGUGAGGGGAGAGAGCGACGCAGCACCCCGCUGCUGACAGAGAGACCACUUGUACCGCCGUCAAAACUGUGCCAAGAGACGGGGAGUCUUCGGUCGGACCCGACCGGCAUAUCAAUCAGCGUCCCGGGGAGCGACUCACUGGGUUCGCGACGACGGUAAGAGGCAUCGGAGGCGAGGGUUGGAGCAGAGAAAGGAGAUGGCACUUUUUAUUUGUCAUUAUAGAAAGACUGCAACAGCCACUGGAAAACAAAUGUAAAAGCGAGUUCUCUCCGUCUUGCCACGGGUGCGCACCGGCGAAAAGGCGCAGGACCCGCAGGAUCAUCGAUUCGCACCUUGUGCGCUGCGUAUAUGUGACAGGAGCACAUAGGAAGCGGCAAACGGCGGGAUAGGGUGUGCUUCUGCCAAACGAGGGACUCAAACUACUAAACCAUGGACGCCAGGAGACUGUUUUUGCUUGUUUGUUCUGCGGCAUUUCUCGCUGGGCUGCAGUGCGCCUCGCCAAGGACCACGGCGGGGAUGAAUCCCCCCACCGCCGGCUUCAGCAACACCAGCAGCGGCGGCGGCGGCGGCGGCGGCGGCGGCAGUGGAGAAACCGGGGGAAAAAGAGACUUGAACCAAACCAUACAAUCUAGGUUCAAGAGGAAAACCCUGGCGGUGGAUUUUGCCGUUCCGUCUCUGUUACGCUAUUACCUGGCGGAGUUCAUAAAGAGACCCCUGAACGGCGACUGCCAGACUUUUAGCGGAUGUUACACGGUGCGCGCAAACUUGAAAAUGCACUGCAUACCUUUGCAGAAAACCAUAUCUACUUUUGUGGAGCCCAAAUCAGCCACGGACUCGGCGCUGAGGAACGCGUCUGCCGAGGGACAGCUCCCGUUCUUUCACCAGCGGCCGCUGUCCAAAGUUCUGAAAUUGGGCUUGACGAAAGCCAGCAGGAAGUCAAACCAAGUGGUGGUGGAAAUAGGAGAGGAUAUCGUGAGGACCGGAUGCGGGGGGCUGUCUGUGCACGAGGAGGCCCCGGUUUUCACUCUGGAAAUGGACCUCACAACUAUCCUGGAGUGGUGGCUUGGCGCAGAGGGGGGGCGACUCAGAGUUCGGCUCAUGCCCGAGAAAAAGGCGCAGGUGCCCGGGAUCGAAGACUGGUACACCGCGGCCAUACGCGCUGCAGACCCCCGCCUCUCUCUCCAGAUUUCCUCCCGGGGAGGAGCGCUGGCUGGUAGUGCUGCUGCUGGCAUUCCUAAAGGAUAUUGGAGCUUCUCCUGGGUGGCUGAGGAUUACCUGAGUUUUCCUGAAGACGUGCAUAUGUCAGAUCGCCCAUGCAGAUCAUGUGACCACCUGGACGCCAUUCCAGAGUUCACUUGGAGCAUAGUGGCUGCCGGGGACCUUCGUCAGGAAAGGAAUGACCGAAACGAAAAAAAGGCAGGAAGUCCCCAAGGCUCGGAGGAAGGUAAGAAUGAAGGUCAGUUCCUCUGGGUGAACAGUUCAGCUUUUGGGGGCCCAUGGGUGCUGAGUCCCUGGCUGUGGGUGGGCCAAGGUCCCUGUAGCCUGGACAUGGCUGUGUUCCUGCACCCCAAGCAAAGUGGACAGUACACCAUAUGGCUCUCAGAGCGGGACAGACAGCCAGUCGCCCUGUUCUCCACCGACACACUACCGCGCAUCACAGGCUGGGCAGUGGUUCACCUCACCUUGGCCACCCAUAGAGGAUCCUUGUUCCGGGUCUCCGCCAGCUAUGAUCAGCGGAUCCCACAGGAUGACUCGGCUACUAUUGAGCCCCACUUCACCACCAACUGCUCUAUGGCUUCCUCGCCAGGGCCUAACAUCACACUGGAGGGCCAGUAUCACUGUCACCAGGGCCCUGGGAUCCCACUGGACAAACUGUGUGACUUCAGCCCUGACUGCCCACUCGGCGACGACGAAGGCGACCUAUGUCGCCACUUUCUCAAUGGCAGCUACUGCUCAUUUGAAGAGGGUGAAUGCGGUUGGCAGGCAGUAACAAGUCGCGGUCUUGCCUGGAGAAGACUUCAGAGUCCGGCAAAGGCUACCAGACAGAGCUGCCCAUCAUCAGGUUCAACAUUCAGCGUGGAGGGAGGUCAGAACAAGGGCCAGCGUGGCUCAGCAUUACUGAGGAGCCCUCUGUUUCCUCCACCUCUGAGAAACUCCCCAUGCACAGUGCGGUUCUGGCUGUGUUCUGGCGCCUUACAGAAGGGGUCCCUGUCUCUGUGGCUGGUGGAGAACAGCACGGGCCCUGAGGAGCGGCGCAGACUGUGGCAUUCGGCCAGUCAACCCAAAUCUGAGCGGGGCUGGAAACUCAUCAGACUCCCACUCUACGGCCUCGCAGACUGGUUCUGGCUGCAGUUCAGCGUGGAGGAGGGAGCGGGGCCCAGUCUGUCCGUCGCUCUCGACAACGUUUCCUUCAGCAUGGACUGCUUCCUGGCAUCCAACGGUGAGUUUCCACCAGUAGUCGCCACCAGGCCCCCGUUUAGACUAAGCAUCAAGACUACGCCUCCAUCCGUUGGCAGUACUCCCAUGACCUUUUCCACCCAAGAUCACUCCAAAAAAUGGAUCUUUCUUACCUGUGGGGCUGUGGGCCCAGAAGGUCCAACUCCCACUCACUGCCUCAACGCGUACAGGAACAGCAACAUCAAUGUGACCGUGGGGACCCGAGGGGCCUUCAAAGGCAUUCAAAUGUGGAGGGUCCCAGAAACAGGCACCUACAGGAUCACCGCCUAUGGUGCAGCUGGCGGCCGUAGUGUGCUGGCUAUGAGCAGGUCGCUCGGCGUCUACAUAACUGGAGACUUCGAGCUGAGGAAAGGCGAGCUGCUUUACAUCCUGGUGGGACAGAAAGGAGAGGACGCCUGUCCAAAUUCCAACAGCAUACUGAAUAGGAUCUGCCUGGAACAGAGCGGCCCAAUGGUGAAUAAAACUCAGGUGAAGGGGGGAGGAGGAGGAGGCGGAGGGGCUACGUAUGUGUUCAAGAUGGACAAGGACGUGUACAUCCCUCUCAUCAUUGCUGCUGGGGGAGGUGGCCGGGGCUACAGCAGCCAAUCAGAAACUCAGCUGGAGCAAAUGGACUACGACCCCAGCCAACCAGGGCGCAAUGGGAAGUCAAACGCAGCAGGUGGAGGCGGAGGUUGGAAUGACAGUGCUCCUGUCAGUCAGGGUGGCAGGCCGCUGGUGCUGGGGGGCCAGGGAGGCCAAGCCUGUCAGAAGUUCUGGCAGACCCGUGGGGGCUUCGGGGGCGGCGGGGGCGGCUGCAUGUCUGGGGGCGGCGGCGGAGGCUACAGAGGCGGUAACACCUCCAUAGACAACAACCCCAAACACGAUGGUGAUGAUGGCACGUCCUUCCUCGGGCCAGAUGGCGAACCCUUCCUUCCUCUACCUCUUAAAGCCAUGGAAGGGGACGGCGAGGUGAUCAUCAGCCCCGUGCAGAACUGCAGCCACUGCGAGAGCGAUGAAUGCCACGAGACCAAUGACGGCAUUGUGUGCUACUGUGACGAAGACCUCAACCUGGCACCAGACGGCGUGUCCUGCAUCAACGCUACAGAGGGGCCCCUGCUGCCUCCCCAGCCGUCCCUCUCCCACCUGGCACUGGGCCUGUCUGUGGGCACCUCAGCCCUCAUCGCUGCCCUGUUGCUGGCUGUGUCUGGAGUCAUGAUAAUGUACAGGCGUAAACACACAGAGCUGCAGUCUAUUCAGUUGGAGCUGCAGAGUCCAGACUGUAAGCUCAGUAAGCUGCGGGCCUCCACCAUCAUGACUGACUACAACCCCAACUACUGCUUUGCCGGAAAGACGGCGUCCGUCAACGACCUGAAGGAGGUGCCCCGGAGGAACAUCUCCCUGACCAGGGGUCUGGGCCACGGGGCUUUUGGUGAAGUGUAUGAAGGUCUGGCAGUGGGGAUACCAGGGGAACAGAGCCCGCUGCAAGUGGCAGUAAAGACCCUACCUGAGGUUUGCUCUGAGCAAGAUGAAUUAGACUUCCUCAUGGAGGCACUUAUUAUCAGUAAGUUCAGCCACCAGAACAUUGUGCGCUGCAUAGGCGUCAGUCUGCAGGCCAUGCCCCGCUUCAUCCUGCUGGAGCUCAUGGCAGGAGGAGACCUCAAGACCUUCCUGAGGGAGACGAGGCCCCGGCUGGAGCAUCCUUCAAGCCUGACCAUGGUUGACCUUCUCAAUGUAGCGAGAGACAUCGCUAAGGGCUGCCAGUAUCUGGAGGAGAACCAGUUUAUACACAGGGACAUUGCAGCUCGGAAUUGCCUACUGACCUGCAAAGGACCGGGCCGCGUUGCCAAGAUUGGGGAUUUCGGAAUGGCCCGAGACAUUUACAGAGCCAGCUACUACAGGAAGGGGGGGCGUGCCAUGCUGCCAGUCAAGUGGAUGCCACCUGAAGCCUUCAUGGAGGGAAUCUUCACAUCUAAAACAGACACGUGGUCAUUUGGUGUUCUUCUCUGGGAGAUAUUCUCACUGGGCUACAUGCCGUAUCCGAGCCGCAGUAACCAAGAGGUGCUGGAGUUUGUAACCAAUGGUGGAAGAAUGGACCCACCCAAGAACUGCCCCGGGCCGGUGUAUCGCAUAAUGACUCAGAGCUGGCAGCACCAGCCUGAGGACAGACCCAACUUCUCCACUAUCCUGGAGAGGAUCGACUACUGCUUACAGGACCCCGAUGUGGUGACCAUGCCAUUGCCUAUAGAGUAUGGGCCCGUUCCUGAGGAGGAGGAGCACGUACCGGUCCGUGCUGAUGACCCCUCAGAUUCCACCGUACUGGUGAAUGCCCAGGUGCCUGAUGGGAACCCUCCACAGCCGCCACCAUCCUACCCUACAGAGGAGAACCGCCGAUGUGGGGAGCACGCUGCCGUGACGGCCGCAGCGUCAGAGACCAAAGCACCGGUGCCGGCUCAGCCCCACAUCAGCUCAACUCCAGCCCCAUACCUCCACCCGCAGCCCCACACGCAGACCUCCAUCGCCAUGACGACCACUAACACAGUCACCUCCACAGCCAUUUCUACACUCACUGCCAAGGGAGCUCACGUCAGCCCCCAGCCCGGCCCUGAGGGCGGCCACAUCAACCUGGCAUUCACCCAGGGCCACCUGCCGGAGAAAGACGGCCACGGGGGGAAGAGCACCAGUCUGUGGAACCCCACGUACGGCUCGUGGUUCCUGCAGCAGCAGCAGAGGAAGCAGCAGAGGCAGGGAGGGGUGGGGGCAGCGGGCGGCAGCAGUGGCAGGGUGCCUGGCGAGGGGCAGGAGCACGUGGGCCGGACAGUGGCUGAGGUUGCAGGGGCGCUGGGUCUGCAGCACCAGCACAAGCAGUUUCAGCAUCAGCUCCAGCAGCAGCACCAGCUGCAGCUGCUGCACCACCAUCAGCAGCAGCAGCAGCAGCAGCAGGGUCUCUGUAGGCCUCUGUUACCCCCACCACCACCACCUGCUGCCCAGUCACCGCUGCUUUUAGACACGGCCACCCUCCCCCCAGUGCCCCUCUACAGACUGAGAAGGUUCCCCUGUGGGAACAUUGGCUACGGCUACCAGGAGCAGGGCCUGCCCCUGGAGGCCGGCCACGGCUCCCCCAACCCGCCUCCACCUCCUCCCCCCCAACAAGGCACCUCCAUGCCCCCCUUAGCAGCUCACCAGCGGGGUGCUUCCAUUCCCUCCUCAGUGACCCUGGGUCGGCCAGGUACAUCUGAGGACAGCCGUCCGCUUCUGGUCACCAUGGGAACCGUGCAGGACCCCAGGCUGCCCAGGAUGGAGGGCCACAACGCCACCGUGCUUUAGCUCACAUGUCUGUACUGCUGAUCUGCCGUGUUUGGGAAACACUGUGUCGGGACAGAGAGACUGUUUUACAUCACCUCUACCACCCUCACUAUUCUGGUUCCUUCACACCGAAACUGAGCUGAAUGAAUCUUUCAGGAUUUUCCUGUGGGAAUCUUGGAGGUGUGUUAAACUCCCCAGAGGACGCUAAAGCACAUCAGACAACUAAAGACAUGCAAAGUGUGGAAGAAAGGCUACUUUUAAGAGUAAAAAAAAGUAUUUUUUCAACACUGGAAAUUUUGAGUUAGAAGAGUCAAACGCAGAGUUUGUGGAACAGGAAGAGGAACUUUGCCGCUGGUGCAGACCUGGGCUGAAACAUCUCUUGUCUCUGAGGAUGGAGGAGUCAAAUCUCUAUAUUUUGCCAGAAAUAAGGCUCAAGUCACAAACAGCGGCGCCAACGCUUGACUGUGUCAACCGCGUGGUCAUUUCCAGCUGCAGCCACAGGUGUCAGAGCCCACACUGCUCCUCCUCCACAUUCUUUUGGAAAACAACAGUGUGGGAAAAUAACUUGUAUCAGACAAUUUUUCAAAAAUAAGGCUGAAUUAGACACUGGAUUUACAGUAAAGAGACAUUUCUACUAAAAACACUGGGAAAAGUGUGUUUUGUUGGUGUUUGCCUGCCUGCUUGUUUAUUUAUUCAUUUCUUUAUUUAUUAUUUGGAAGUGGCUCUUUAAAUUAUUAAUGAAUAUGCUUCCUCAAAUCCAAACAUUAAUUUUCCAUCAUUUAACUUUCGGCUUGUUGAGCUAAAGGGGGUUUGGUUUAGUAAUACUGUACCUAACAGCCAGGAGUGGAGAACUAAUAUGCUGCGGCUGUGGCCUUUAGGGUGGAACACACAGAUAAAUUAAACCCUGAGGAAGGCUGAGCAGAUAAAUUAACAAUAGAAGCGAUUAAACGCGGGCCCUCAGCAACAGUUGAGAUUUAAGCUUUUUGUUAUUGUCGGAGACUUGCAGGAACACGCUGCCCGGACUCCUAUUGAAAUCACUCCGCUUUUGUUCACAACUUCAUUUUGUUGAAUGGGAGCUUUGAGAAAGUGAAGUUUAGGAUUUUAUGGUUUUUCGGUAACCUUUUAUUAAUUCAUCCCUUGUUGAAAAAAAAAAAAACGUUGCUUUCCUUUCUUUGUCUGGAUAUAGAAACAGUGGAUAUUGCUGAAUCAAUCUUAACCUUCAAAUUGCUAUCUGGAAGCACUCUACAUCUUUAAAUUUGCAUAUUUUAUCUUUUCUAUUAUAGGAUGAAUGUUGUGGAAUACAAAUGAGACUGAGUGAAAACUUUGAAUACAAAACGCUUCUGCUCCACAUUUGAAUGAAACCCAGGGUCUGUGUAAUUCCGCUCAUCUUCACACACGUGCUGUCAAUUCUCGUCUGUGUUUAAAGUCUGCUUCUUUGAGUUUUGGACAAUAACAUCCAGAAUAACUGACACCGUGAGUGAAGCAGGGUUGAUUUUUAGGUGAACAACUCUUGUGAUACUUUUUCUUUGACUGUAUCCUCUCGUCUGUCUGCUGAAAUGACUGAUUGAGACACUGAGCGAGUUUGACGCCGGCGGUUGAGAAGGAUUCGCUCCGUCUCCAGUUCCUGUGUUUGCUACAUAAUUCUGUUCCCGACUCGGCUCAUGUCCAUCGUUUCAUGUGAAAAGACAAACAGAACUGCGCCUGUAAAUGUUGUAAUUAUAAAGUAUUGUACUAUGAUUCUGGCAAAAGCUGUAAAUUGCCCUUCAGAAGACAUUCACCAAAAUUAAUAAAUUACUAUAUAAUAACUGUU
Messenger RNA from Betta splendens (Siamese fighting fish), 7957 nucleotides. RefSeq names its product ALK receptor tyrosine kinase (gene alk). Gene Ontology annotation, molecular function: ATP binding; protein binding; transmembrane receptor protein tyrosine kinase activity. Gene Ontology annotation, biological process: regulation of neuron differentiation; cell surface receptor protein tyrosine kinase signaling pathway; regulation of cell population proliferation. Bases 838 to 6168 code for a protein of 1776 amino acids. The transcript is spliced from 29 exons. NCBI's taxonomy places the organism in Eukaryota, Metazoa, Chordata, Actinopteri, Anabantiformes, Osphronemidae. Gene Ontology annotation, cellular component: signaling receptor complex; membrane. The record is from RefSeq and is a predicted model, not a curated record.